Molecule: messenger RNA, 2026 nt
Organism: Striga asiatica
Lineage: Eukaryota; Viridiplantae; Streptophyta; Magnoliopsida; Lamiales; Orobanchaceae
Source: the annotation of a GenBank genome assembly
CAAAUUUGAGAAUUUGUGUAAAUUUAUGUACUGAAUUUAUGUAAUUUAACCAAUUUGGGUUACUUAUAUUGGAAUUUCACAUAAGUUACGUACCAUUAGCUAAAAUUAACAAACGCAACUUCUGUUUCCUUCAAGCUUCUUCCUCGUUCCCCAAAAACCAACCACAGGUGAAAACCAAUGUCGGCUCACGGCAAUAGAUUUCUGUUAACAAACGGCGUCGUUUUGCCGUCAGCGGACACUCCUCCAGUCGCGGCUUUUCUUGAAGCUCAUCCAGGUGCAUACACGACCACUCGUACCCACAAAAACGGCUCAAAAAUCUUAUUUUGGGAAAGGCAUCUACUCAGGCUAUCCAAUUCCUUCAUGUUAUUGUUAAAAGACAGCCCCAAAUUCGUACUCCGAGAUCACGAGAACCUCGCGCCCCAAUUUUGGGAGCUUUCGAGCCGAAAAAUGACGUGGGACUCGUUGAUUAGGUGUUUAGUCAAUGAUUCUAUGGGAAAAAUGAUGCCUUUUGCUUUGAGUGAGAGAAAAUCUGGGGAAGAAUUGGCAGUCACGACUCUUUUGAGUGGGAAUAAGGAGAAUUUGCAACGUUUGAACUGUGAUUAUAGUGAUGGAGAUAUUUCUAAGGCUUUGGAUGUCUAUUUACAUGUAAGCGGAUAUGUUCCUCCGGUUUUUGGUGUGUUAGAGAAUGCGGCUCGUCUGGCAGUGGUUGGCCGUGGAAGGAAUUUUGCGGGUGCAAAGUAUUCAGAAUGGGUCAGGCUAAGGAAGCAUUUGGAGAAACUGAGACCACCUUCUGUUACCGAACUAUUGUUAUCGAAUGACGGUGAUCGGAUUUUGGAAGGCAGUUUGACAAACUUUUUUGUUGUCUGUCUCAAGUAUUUAAAUGCUGAUGACAAAAUUGCUCUAUCUGUAAACUGUUUUCUGUUGAUAAUCAAGAGUGUCAAUAUUCUUAUGAACCUACUUACAGUUUCCCCAUCAUGGUCAGAGCGUGACUUGUGGACUGAAGCAUUUAUCACGAAUAGUCUUAGGAUUUUACAACACGUGGAGUCAAUCCGAGCUCCUAAUGUGUGGAAAUGUAUCGAAUCAAAGACUUGGGAGGAGAUAAAAUGGGUCGAGAAACAAUUUGAGGGUGGCCCAGGGAAGAUUACAUCAAUGUUGCAGCCUGUCGCCUGGCUUAUACACUCUGAGGAGAAGAAGAAAUUGGAAAGANCAGAAAUGGGGUCUUCAUUUCAAGGUGCGAACAUGACAGCAAAGGGGGUUUACAGAAGCCUUCUGAAAGCGGUGAGGAAACAUGUCGGAAAAGACGAACACAAAGCUCAUUUCACAGAUUUCGUCAAGCAGGAAUUUAGAAGGAAUAUUGACUCUGAAAACCCGCCUAAUCUCAAGCUCGCUCAUGAUUACACUUUCUAUCUUAACAGCGUUCACCAUCACAAGGAGCUGCUUUUCUCUUACAAUAUUGCGGUGGAUAGGUCUGACGAAAUGAAAAAAGUGCUCGGAAAAUCUGCCGCUAGUGUGGGCCUCCAGCUUCCUGAUGUCUAUCAGCCCUGAUAAGAGGUUCAUAUGGAAAAUUCGGUCUGAUCAGAUCAACUAUGUGCUUAUGUUUCAAUUCACACUCAUUUUCUGUAUCCAAAGUUGGAUUAUCUUAUCUUUCAAUUCGUCAAACAUGCUCUUGAAUGUUGUUGAGAAAAGAAUACCAUUGCUUGAGUUUAGCUUAAAAGUUGGAAUCUCUCCAUGGACAGCAUCAAUAGAUAGGGGAAUAGUUGGAAAACCAUUGUCUUUUCCUCUUUCAUUAGCAUACAUCUGUGUCUUAUUAAGGGUUGUUUGCAAUUGAAAACACUAUAGAAAUUGGGAACAUGUCUGUUUUUGUUUUUGUUUUCAUAUCGUUUAUCAAUGCUGGUUUCCAAUUCAACAAUUGAAAUGUACAAUUGUGUCCCGAAAUUUUAAAUUUUGUUAACUGAUUUUUGCUGGAGUGUUUCUUUUCACUGAACAAGAUCUGUUUCAUGUAUACUACACGAGAUCUGGAAACGAG